GGAAGAGGGUAAGAGGAAGGAAUAAGAGAUUGGAAGAUUAGCGUCUAAUCAUGGAAAUGUCCAUGAUUGGAAUGUUGGGAACAGAAAUAGAAAUGUGUAAUAGGAGGAGAGAGCAAAAUCUGCUGAAACUAAUGGUUGUUGAGGAUUGCGGAUUGCUGUCUCUAUUUCGAGCUUGCUGAAUUCCAGACUGCAAAAACACUGAGAAACGUUUAACCAGGAACCAGCCAUUUUGUCUUUCUGACUGUGAGUGAGCGCGGAAAUGAAAGUUCAUCCGGAGGAACAAGCUAUCUUUGAGGUAUGCUUGGUGGUUCCAAAAAGGAAAACGGAGGAAGAAUACGUCACUUAUGACUGUGUGGAGGUGCUCGAAAAUGCGUUUCAGAAGGUGGGUUUUAUCGUUGAGAGAAUUGAUGGGGUCACUGAUGAGUUCAUGAAGUUGGCAGCGCCUCUGGAGACAUUAGGAAAGGCUGCUGCACGCCUACAAAUGAAGAAGAGGACUCAUAUUGGUAUGGAUUUGCUUUUUGAAGUGGACCAGGUUAAAGCUUUUGUUAGACAGCCUGAUGGUUCACUCUUCAGUUGGUGUGAACGAUUUCGUUGCUAUCAUCACUUGAUAUAUGGGAUUGUAAAUGAGAACCAGUCCGCUGUAACUCUUAAAUGUGAGGAAGAAGAAUUUCAGUGGAACGUCGGGGAGAGUUUAAUCCGUACAUUGGAAUCCAAGAAAAUUGUUAAGCAAAUAUUUCCUCUACAUGAUGAAAUAAGGAGGAAGAAGCUCCUUGGAAACUGGGCACUUAACUGGUGGGAAUUCACCGGCCAGCCUCUUGAUGAGGUUUAUUCAUAUUUUGGUACAAAGGUUGCACUCUACUUUGCAUUCCUUGGAAUGUAUACACGAUGGUUGCUAUUUCCAGCUGCACUUGGGCUUAUUCUGCAGUUAGUUGAAUUUGGGUCCUUGCGGUUACUGGUCCUCCCUAUUUUCUUUGUAAGCAUUAUUGUAUGGGCCGUCAUGUUUUCCCAGUUCUGGAGACGGAAAAACUCUGCCCUUGUAGCCAGAUGGCAGAUCAAUUAUGCAUUUGGAGGUGAUUCAAGUUUUAGAUUUUCAGGCGUGGAAUGUGGCUCCCUACAAAUACCUGUAGAGCUCAUAAAAAACCAGGAAAUGGAUAAAACAAAAGAGAAAGAAGCGUUUCAAAGAUUUGAGUGGUUUGGCUGCCUUAGGCGAUUCAGAAAUGAUGCAAUCGUCAUCUUGAGCAUUAUAUGCCUGCAGUUGCCAUUUGAGUUGGCAUAUGCUCAUUGUUAUGAGGUUAUUCAGUCGGAUGUUAUCAAAUUUGGGUUGACUGUCUUGUACCUUUUUUCCAUUCAAUAUUUCACACGGUUGGGCGCUAAGAUAUCUAUGAAGCUCAUUAACUGUGAAAAUUACGAAAACAAUGAAAAAAGGGCUGAUAGUUUGGUCUACAAGAUUUUUGGACUUUAUUUUAUGCAAUCCUAUAUUGGAGUCUUCUACCAUGCCCUUCUGCACCGUAACUUUGCAACUCUCCGCCAAGUUUUAAUACAGCGUCUCCUUAUAUCUGAGGUGUUGGAAAACUUGUUGGAAAAUUCCGUACCCUAUCUCAAGUACAGCUAUAGAAAAUACAAAAUCCGGAGCAACGAAAGACGUGAAAAAGGAUCAUCUCAAGGGAGGAUCCAGUUCACUUCUCGGGCAGAGAAAGAAUACCUGAAACCUUCUUAUUCUGCGAGCAUUGGUGUUGAGCUAGAAGAUGGGCUCUUUGAUGAUUAUUUGGAGUUAGCAUUGCAGUUCGGAAUGAUAAUGAUGUUUGCUUGUGCAUUCCCUCUUGCAUUUGCGUUUGCUGCAUUGAACAACAUCACAGAAAUAAGAACUGAUGCUCUGAAACUGCUAGCUAUGCACAAAAGACCCUUUCCCCGUGCAGCAACAACAAUUGGUGCUUGGCUCAACAUUUUUCAGUUUUUGAUAGUGAUGUCCAUAUGCACCAACUGCGCACUUCUAGUAUGGUUAUAUGAUCAGGAAGGGAAAUGGAAGAUUGAACCUGGACUUGCGGCCAUCCUAGUCAUGGAACAUGUUCUCCUACUCGUCAAGUUCGGCUUCUCUCGUUUAGUACCCGAGGAACCUGCAUGGGUAAAAGCCAACCGCGUGCAGAAAGCCUCACAGGUUCAGGACAUUUGUUCAAAACAACUGUUAAGAACCAUAUCUGGUGGGGAAAAAACUCUAAACUAUGUAAAGAAAACCGUGUAGAAAGUGGAAGUUACUGAAAAAACACAUUUUCCUACUUCCAUCCUCUGCUGUAGAGCCAUAUAGAGUCAUAGAUAAAUAUCAUAGUAGUCUGAUUUUACGAGGUGUCCAUUUUUUUCUUCUUUUUUUUUUUUUUUUUUUUUUUUUUUUUGCCGGUUUUCUUGUUUUGAACAUUCACACGUACUGGUGGGUGAUUUUUUUCCUCCUUCAAUGGAUGAAGAAGGGUGGAAGAGAGAGAGAGAUUAAAUGAGAUGAUUCAUUGCACAUAAGGAAUCACUUUUAUACUUGUAUUGUA
Molecule: messenger RNA, 2531 nt
Organism: Cucurbita maxima (winter squash)
Lineage: Eukaryota; Viridiplantae; Streptophyta; Magnoliopsida; Cucurbitales; Cucurbitaceae
Product: anoctamin-like protein At1g73020
Exons: 17
Coding region: 260-2239 (659 amino acids)
Biological process (GO): chloride transmembrane transport
Molecular function (GO): chloride channel activity
Source: RefSeq, a predicted model, not a curated record